This is a messenger RNA of Mesorhabditis spiculigera, 1017 nucleotides long. The record is from the annotation of a GenBank genome assembly. NCBI's taxonomy places the organism in Eukaryota, Metazoa, Nematoda, Chromadorea, Rhabditida, Rhabditidae.
AUGUCGUACCAAGCACACAUUGUGGCGGCGCCAAACGAAUACCGGCUACCCUGGCCCGGAGUAAAAUCGAUCUCGUGCGUUAAAUUUGGCUGCGAGGGAGCACGAGACUUGGUGGGCGUGACCGGCUGGGACGGGUCCGUCUUCCUCUACAAUGUCCAAGACCCGAACGACGUCCGACAAGCCGGCUUCUACUUUCACGGCAAGCCCGUGCUCUGCUGCAGUUUUGCGGGAAGUGCCCGUAUGGUCAGCGGCGGCGCCGACAACGUCGUCAAGGUGCUCGACAUUGCCACCGCGAAAACCGAAAACCUGGGCAAGCACGACAUGCCGGUGCGUUGUGUCGGCUACAUGGACGUGACGCAGCUGGUCGCGUCGGGCAGUUGGGACAAGAGCGUUAAGCUCUGGGACCAUCGCGCGCGCGGCUCGGCGGUCAGCUCGGACGUGCUCUCCGACCGCGUCUACGCCAUGGACACGAAGGGCCACGAGAUCGUCGUCGGCACGCGGGACCGGAAGAUCUACCUCUACGACAUCAGGAACAUGCAGAACCCGGUCAUCCGCGAGAGUCCACUACGGUGGCAAACCCGGACCGUCAAGUACUUCCCGGAAGAGUCGGCAUUCGUCGUCGCGUCGAUCGAGGGCCGCGUCGCCGUCGAGUACAUCAGCUCCGAGCCCGAGGUCCUCAAGAAGAAAUACGCCUUCAAGUGCCAUCGGGCAAAGGACACUGACGGUGUCGAGCUUGUGUACCCGGUGAACGCGCUCGCCUUCCACCCCAAAUACUCGUCGUUGGCCACCGGCGGCACGGACAAGCAGGUCAACAUCUGGGACCCGUUCAACCGGAAGCGCCUCGUCCAGUUGUACAAAUUUGAUGCCUCGGUCGUCUCGCUCGAUUUCAACCAUGACGGCUCGCAAAUCGCCAUCGCCAGCUCGUACGCCUAUGAGGAUGAAGAGAUCCCCGCCACACUCCCGCCCUCGACCGUCACCAUCCGCACGCUCAACGACAGCGACGUCAAAAUUAAGGGA